This is a messenger RNA of Solea senegalensis (Senegalese sole), 2245 nucleotides long. RefSeq lists its product as uncharacterized. NCBI's taxonomy places the organism in Eukaryota, Metazoa, Chordata, Actinopteri, Pleuronectiformes, Soleidae. The coding region runs from base 143 to 1099 and encodes 318 amino acids. The record is from RefSeq and is a predicted model, not a curated record. The transcript has 4 exons.
CACUGGCGCGUCCUGAUAACAAGCGGCGAGGACCCUUAAAAGACAUGAGAAGAAGAAUGUAGGUUCCUCUGGAAUAUGAACGACCUACGAAGGACACGUAAAAAGGCCUAAACCUAAAUUAAAAAGCCUUAUUUUGGGCAAAAUGGAAACCCGGGACCACGACUACACCGGCACCACUUAUAAUAAUGUCAGCUCCGCGGACAAUACAUAUAAAAUGACUUCUAAAGAAACCGAAGACUUUGUGAAGCUCAGGGUUUUGAACGAUAACCUCUUCUCUGGUAAAAGAAACACUACCAUGACGGCAUGGAGAGCAAUCCUCAAGCAAAUGGGAUUACAACACAAGAUGACCCACCGUCAAGCGUCCAAAAAGUGGGAAAACCUGAGAAAGAAACACAAAGAGCUGAAGAACCCUCCAGAUGGGGUGACGGUGUUCCCCAAAAUGUGGCGUCAUUUUAGACUGAUGGAUGAAGCCAUAUUGCGGCUGGAAGGUAGUGCCCAUUUGCUUAAUGGUUUAACCCACAAUAAAGACAAAUCUAUCUUCUUACCCUUCUCCAAACCGAAGAAGAGGACGCUGUCAACAUUGUACCCUGCAACCUCCGUAGAAGAGGGGCCCGAAAUAGAAGUUACACUGAGUGGAGAUGACGAGGAGGUCUCGCAGGAAAGACGCCAGGACAUGAAUCGCGUCAUGCAAGAGGUGGAGGACGAGUGGAACGUCAUGGAGAGUGAAAAACGGGUGAUUAAAAGGGAAAAAGGGUUGAUUGAAAGAGAGCGGCUGGUGCUGCAGAGGGAGAGGGCGGUGCUGGAUCGGGAGGCGGCCACUCUGGAGCGAGACCGAGCCUCGUUGGAGCGAGAGAAGGUGACAUUUGAGCGGGAGAAGGACGGGUUGGAGAAGGAGAGGGUGAUGGUGGAGAGGGACAGGGAUGAUUUGCGCAGAGAGCGCCAGGCUUUGGAACGCGAGAAAGCCAGACUGGAGAGACUUUUUAUUCCGAAAGGCAUCGCAGAGGUUGCCGAACACGGCGGCAAAGACGCCCAUGUUGUGGACAUGAACAGGAAGGAGCGGUUCCUGUAUUUGUUUGAAAAACUUGUUGAAGACUUUUAAGAGAAUCACAAAGUAGUGUUUUAAAGGUCCAUUGUGUAAGAAAUAGUGACAUCUAAGGGUGAGACUGUGGACUGUAACACCCUCAUUUACCUUAGGGUUUCAGGGAUCUAUGGUGGCCUUCACAUACCAGAGACACACACUUUGUCAUUUUGGGCUGCGGUAGAAACAAGGUGGCACAAGAUGGCUGAAUCCCAUAGACUAUAUGUGGUAAAUGAAAAUGGAUGUAAUCUUCUGGAGAUUUGACCAAUACCAUGAAAUAAAUUACUUUAAUCAACCUAAAAUUAGUUUGAGACAUUGUCUCAGGGAAAAAAGCUGAUUUUGUCAGGUGAGAAUUAAAAGCUUAUUUUCCCCGCAGAAUUUUAUUCAAACCGAGUUAUUUUUGCUAUUAGCGGAGUCUAUCCCUAGUGGCCUCACUAUUAGACUACAUCAAUUUUAAUAUAUGUAGUCAGUGCGGCCUCUGUAAAGCGAGACCCUGGCCGCCAAAGUGAUUAUACACUUACACAAACCUAUUUUUUGGCUAGUUAAUUCAAUUUAUGCCAAGAAAAACCACCCUAUGUGGUACACAUUGGACCAAAACGUUAAUCUGCAUAAACAGAAGCAGCUUAAAAUCCACAGUAAUACGUGCACCUAUGAGUUGUCAAUGAAAACGUUGAGCCACUCUUGGUUCAGAGAGGUCUUCAAAACAACUUUAUUCACUUGUGGUUAUUCCAUACAGAGCACACAACAGCAAGCUAUUAGCAUUAUUUUUAACCCCAUCCACAAUCAAAAUCAACAGCAACCCCCUCCCCCCUAGUCUUUGGUAUAUGGUUAAAACAUCACUUCUUGAAAUGUGAUCUACCAAAUAUUACAGUUCAUGUAAAAAAAAAAAGAAAGAAAAUUUCUUCAGAAUAUAUAUUUUUUAUAUUACAGUACAGACUUUACAACAAGUGACUUUAUUUAAAUGCUUCUUUUAUUGCAUUAGAUAUUCCAUUUACCUUCCAUUAAGCUCCAGCUUCAACAGGUUUAUGCCAGUAAAUAUUGAAUUUUCCUAAAGUGUUAGAAUUGUCGUUAAUAUUAAUAUAACCCCAUUUCAUUUUUACAAAACAAACAAUAUUACUUUGCCAUUACAUGUUUUGGAGGAUCUUUUAAUAAACUGGUUUCUCUGAA